Onychostoma macrolepis is the source of this 4751-nucleotide messenger RNA. RefSeq names its product REST corepressor 1 (gene rcor1). Gene Ontology annotation, biological process: regulation of transcription by RNA polymerase II; negative regulation of DNA-templated transcription. Gene Ontology annotation, molecular function: transcription corepressor activity. The transcript is spliced from 13 exons. The coding region runs from base 1916 to 3295 and encodes 459 amino acids. The record is from RefSeq and is a predicted model, not a curated record. NCBI's taxonomy places the organism in Eukaryota, Metazoa, Chordata, Actinopteri, Cypriniformes, Cyprinidae. Gene Ontology annotation, cellular component: histone deacetylase complex; transcription regulator complex.
ACGUGAUAUUUAACUGAAGUCAUUUUUGCUCAUCCAUAUGGGUUGAAUUGGCCCAUCAAAGGUCAGCAGUGACAAUUAAUAGCCUACAGUAUAUUUGUAUUUAACAGAUUUGAACAGAUUAUUGCAAUUUUGCGUUUUGAGUUUGCAUUUCACUGUUUUUAUUAAUUUCUAGGAAUACUGAAUUUGGCUUUGAGCAGGUAAAUUGAGUAAAUGCAUGUUUAGCCUAGAACUUCAAUAACCAUCAUGUUUACACAAUUGCACACGCCUCUGCACUUACUCCCGAAUUCUCUCAACAUGGAAACAAGAGAGAUCUCAAUGAGUAUAUGGUAAACAAAGUAACUUGUGUUUCUUAUGUAAAUAAGUAAUUCAGAUAUUUUGUUUUAAAUUGAAAAGUAAUGUGUUACUCUACUAGUUACUUGGAAAAAGUAAUCUGAUUAUGUAACUCAAGUUACUUGUAAUGUUUUACCCACAACACUGGAUGCCACCAUAUAAACAAAGAAACACAAUGUGGACAUGACAAGAAAAUAAUACCUUUAUAUAAAUCAUAAAGGUUGUGUAGUGCUACAGGCACAGAUGUCCUGAUGACUUAGUUGUCAAAAUCACAUGAGAUUAGAAUGAGACAGAACGUAGAUGAGCAUUACAUUAAAUAUAAUUUAUUCUUUCCAAAUAGGCUACUAAUAUAAUAACUAAUAUUUUAAAUAUUAGUAAGUAAUCCAAUACUGACUAGAAUAUAUCAAUUCAAUAUUAAAUAUUCAUUAGACACUAUAACGGUUUUUUUAUUUACUAGUAAUUAGUAGUUUCUAGACUCUAUUCCAGAUUUCAAUAGAUAGGCUACAAAAGAUUUUGUAGAUUUUUUAUUGAAUUUGAAUAGAAAAAUACAAUAUAUGUAGUAAGUAGUAAGACAUGAAAUGUUACUAACAAUUGGAACAGAUCUAGUGUCUCAUAAAUAUGUACUAGUAUGUAAUAACAAGACACUAACAUACUAAUUAAUGGACAAAAUGCAAGGCUGUAACCAUGUCUUGAAAAAUUGUAAUGGAUGUAGAAAGUAAAUGAUAUAACUUUUUUUUUUUAGUUGAACUAUGCUUUUUAACUUUUUGAGCACAUCUGACACUUUUGGGUUUCUUGUCCAAAAAAAUAGUUAAACUCUAGUUAAACUAGAACUUAAAAUAAUAUUUUUGUUUUAUUACAUGACUCUGUGCUAACCAUGACCUAAAAACACAGUUAAGUGUGCAAGCCACACAUGUUCUAGUUUAGUUCUGUGGAUGAUAACUCUCCCAUUUUGAGUUUUAUGAAGCAUGUGUGGUGGGUAACGGUAUGCUGCAAAACAGCAUCAAGAAUAUCAAAUAUAAAGGGGAUCUUUUUGCUAUAGUGAUGCAUUGAUGGGUUUCACUAAACUAGUCCAUAAGUACAGAGUGCCGGCUGAUGCAACGGCUUAUGGUCGUCUAGAGUUGUUUUUCAUGCACAUUGAUGUUUUCUAGACAAACACUGCUUCGACGCUUGGUCUGGGGAAGUAAUUAGCUUGUUCAUUGUGUGCAGAAGAAGUUUGAAUGUCUGCCUUGAAGAGGAACUGACGUUAGCUAAAGCAGGUCAAUCAGAGAGAGUGAGAGAGAGAGAGAGUGAGAGAGAGAGAGCUAACGCUAGAGCAGCCGCACUGUCUGCUAGCACUGCAGCCGUAUGUGCUUUUAUCUGCCUCCAAAGCUAAACUUCACUUAUUAACGCGACUGGGGGAAAUAUUAUGCAUUCGAUGCACCUUUUUGAGUGUUCGUAACUCUAUAUUGCCAGUUGGGGGAGUUUGCAUCAGUGCAGGACGGUGUUAUUUGUUUCAGAUCAGAGCAGUUGAGCUGAGUUAGCUUAGCUAUAGCGAGCAGCCAGCGAGCCCAAGUUCCUUCAAGCUCCUUUGCGUUUCGCUGUCAAGAUGCCUGCGAUGUUGGAGAAGGGCACCGCUGAGAUAUCGGGCAAAAGAAGGGGCAGAAACUCUGUGAAUAAUCCGACCAAAAGUUUUACUUCAAAUGGGAACAGCAACAAUUCAUGGGAGGAAGGAAGUUCGGGUUCCUCAAGUGAUGACGAGCAUGGUGCAGGCGGGAUGCGAGUUGGACCGCAGUAUCAGGCAGUUGUUCCCGAUUAUGAUCCUGAGGUAGCAAAGGCAAGCCAAGAGAGAGAUAAUCUGGGAAUGCUGGUGUGGUUUCCAAAUCCAAGUAUACCAGAGGCCAAAUUGGAUGAGUACAUUGCAAUAGCCAAAGAAAAACAUGGGUACAAUAUGGAGCAGGCAUUGGGCAUGCUGUUUUGGCACAAACACAACAUUGAAAAAUCUUUGGCAGAUCUCCCCAACUUCACCCCUUUUCCAGAUGAGUGGACAGUUGAAGACAAGGUGCUGUUUGAACAGGGUUUCAGCUUUCAUGGAAAGACGUUUCACCGCAUCCAGCAGAUGCUUCCAGACAAGUCAAUUGCAAGCCUGGUUAGAUUCUAUUACUCGUGGAAGAAAACACGCAGUAAAACAAGUGUGAUGGACCGCCAUGCGCGCAAACAGAAGAGAGACAGAGAGGAGAGUGAUGAUGAAGGAGAAGAAAAUAGAUGCAUCUCUCCAGGGGUUGCUGAAUUGGAGCCAAAUAAGGAUGAGAAGAAAGAGGGAACAUCUGGACCUGAGAAACAAGAGUCAAAACCUGCAGUUGUGCAGAAGCCAGCAAAUCUUGCAGAAAAGCCAAUGCAUGUUAAGAAAGAAGUACAGGGACUUGCUGGGAGGAACCUACACAGGGCAAAGAAGAAACCUCCUAAAGGAAUGCAUUUAAUCUCCGAUGAUGUGGCGGCAAUGUCUAGCAGUGGCCCGGCUGCAGUUAGUGUCCUGAGACAGCUGGAUAUGGAGCUCAUUGCCAUAAAACGACAGAUUCAGAGUGUUAAACAGAACAAUAGUGCCCUCAGAGAAAAGCUGGACACAGGCGUGGAUGAGUUUAGGCCAUCUGAGGCUAAUCAGAAAUUUAAUACCCGCUGGACCACAGAAGAGCAGCUGCUUGCAGUACAAGCUAUAAGGAAGUAUGGGCGGGAUUUCCAAGCCAUUUCUGAUGUGAUCGGCAACAAGUCUGUGGUUCAAGUGAAAAACUUCUUUGUGAAUUACCGGCGUCGCUUCAACCUGGACGAGGUACUGCAGGAGUGGGAAGCUGAGCACGGGGUGGAGGGACGCAAGGGUUUAGAUGAGGAGAAGAUGGAGGUGUCAUCCGAAGAGGGAACCACCCCUGGACCUUCAGAAAACCAGGCAGAGGAACCAACGGCAAUGGAAACACAAAACCCUUCAGUUUCCUGAGUUCUCCAACAGCGGUCAGACGAGCUCAGAUCAGUUAAUAUCGCAGCUGUGCGUAAGAGGCAUUAAGGCUUCAACUGCCUCAAGUGAAGCCUCUUCGUAAUGGACAUUCCUCCCCCAUCCUGGUCCCUCCAACUCCCACCCCUCCUACUGGACCCAGGACUCUCACAAGUGCUACCGCAUAGGAGCACAAUCUUCACCAAGCUACUCUACGGAACUAGGAUCAUCACUGCCAACAGAAGUAGAGUUCCUGUCUGGUCUCUACCAGCCUGGUGCUCCAACAGUUAUAUUCUCCACAAAUGGUAAUUGGUCUGUUAUGGUGGGGAAUAAAACACCCAUAUAUCCAUCCCAACGUCAUUGGACAGCGAAUUAUGAUCUUGAAAGAUCUCUUACGGAGUCUGAAGGAGUUUAAUGUCACUUGACAUUCUCUCUUUCUUGAUAUAAACAUAGGACUUUGACUUGGUCCUAGUCUAACAUCCCUUUCCAGUUACUUUUUUGUUACUGUAGCAUAUUAUCUAGUUAUAUGAUUUGCUAUUUUAAAAUAGGUUUGGGGGGUUAGUUGAUCUCUGGUUGGAUUGUUAAGCUAUUUAUUUGCAUAAAAAGUGAAUUAUAUGAACUGCACUGUAUAGAUACAGUGAAAUGCCAGUGUAGAUGAAAUUUAAAUAAUUUUAAUACCAAUUUUAAUAUUAUUCUUUUAAAAAUGAGAAGAUUUGCAGCUCUAAUAUUGUUUAAGUGAGUUGGUUUAGUAUUAGGUCGUAAUAUAUACUGUUUAAUCAUGGACCCUUGUACAUGGUGUAUUUGAAAUGCAUUUUAUCUCAAAAGGUUUCUUGGCUGAGGCCGUUGACUAUAAGAACAGGCACAGAGUGUUGUAACUGAACGGGAGGUAUUUUUUGUUCUUGCUCGGAUUUUUAAAAUCUUAUUUUGAACUGUUUUGCAUGCAUGAACAGUUUCUUCUUCAUGCCAAGGUCAAGCUUUUCACCCUCUUAGGGGUGUCUGAACGUAUAUGGAUUGCCAUUUGUAGGUAAGAAUUUCAAAAUAUGGCAGCACAUCUAAAAUUCUACUACUAUUCCAUGCUUGUAUGUGUUUUUCCACACAUCCUAAUUUAUUAUGGUGUUUGGAGAUGAACUUUAGAUGGGUUCAUAUUGUUUGUUUUUUUUAUGUUUAAUUUGAAAAUGGAAUAAGUUAUUUAAAAAGUACAUGCACUCUCACUUGUUUUGACCAACUUUUUCCCUCUAAUAACUGUAAUGGUACCAUACAUGUGUGAACUCCUUUUAAACUUAUUAUGCGUGCAGAUAACAUGUACAUGGUUGGGGUGAAGUUCUGUGUGUCUGCGUGUGUGGGUGGGAGCUAAUGUGGUCAUAGACUGUGACCCGUAUAUGUAAUCAGUUUAUGUCACAUUAGGCAUAAUAAAUCCCUUAAGUUUAUACUGUCAAAUGCAUUGAGUGUUAUUCAACCUCUG